UUUUUGGGCAGCUGCUGUUCGAUUAAGUGGUCCGCGAGCGCGCGUUCACCCGUGGAGUCUCGUGCGCAACCACGCAGGAGCUAGCCGUUAGUCGGCUAACCGGCCGGUGGGAAAAGGCGGCGGUUGCUCUCUGUAUCUUACGGGUGCUUCCCCCCCCGCCCGCAGUUGAGGUUGGCGGCUGAGGGGGCCAUGAGAAGGCGACUUCGAAAGGGGGCGGUGAUGGCCGUUGUUGCCGCCGCCUGGCAUCUACCUCCGUCUCCCUUCCUCUUCUCCGCCCCAAACCACGGGGCUCUCUGCGCCUGCCAGCCCUGAGGAAGGCCUGAGACCCACCAUCACCGGUGGGAAGCGGACAGCGAGCGAGCGCGCGCCGCCUCCUCCUGGCUUCUACCUCUGCUGUCCUCAAUGUCUCCCCUGCCGCGGGGAGCCCACCCCAUCCGCACCCCUUCGGCCCACAGCAGCCCCGUGGGAGCCCGGCCUCCCCUUCGAGACUGGUGGCGGAGUCAGCCACGACUUUCCGGGGGGUGGCCCAGCAACGACGGAGCCGGCCAGGCCGCCUCCACCGCGGCAACAAUGAAGGCGGAGGCGGGGGACAGCAGCAUGAUCAACCUGUCGGUCCAGCAGGUGCUGAGUCUCUGGGCGCACGGUACCUCGCUCCGGCAUCUCACUGAAAUGUGGUACUGGGUUUUCCUAUGGGCUCUCUUCUCCUCUCUCUUUGUCCACGGUGCUGCAGGAGUUUUAAUGUUUGUGAUGCUACAAAGGCAUAGACAAGGGAGAGUAAUCUCUGUCAUUGUGGUCAGCAUUGGAUUUCUGGGUUCUGUAACUGGAGCUAUGAUAACCAGUGCAGCAGUGGCUGGAAUUUACAGAGUAGCUGGGAAAAGCAUGGCUCCUUUAGAAGCACUGGUGUUUGGAGUUGGCCAGACUGUACUGACACUAAUUAUAUCCUUUUCAAGGAUUCUUGCUACACUUUGAAACUUCUGUGAAAAUUUGGUUUUUUUUAUAAAAAGGAAACAGUCUGCAGUGACGCUUUCCAGAAGUCAUUUCAGUAGCUGAUGGAUUUGAAUUGCAAGGAGAAAUGUAUGGUAUGUGGACUUCAAAGCUAGAGGUCCUGUCCUUUUAGAAAGGAGUUCCCUCUAGAGUCCAAAAAUGACGCACUACUGCACUGCACCUAAUGUGCCUCUGUCACAGGCAAGGUGUGAUCAGUUUAGGAGAAGCUGCAAGAUAAAGCACCUUGUGGAACUGCUAAUCAGGCAAAUAGUGAUGUGAUCAUUGUUCAUAACAGUAUUGAAGAAAAUACAGGGGCAUAUCUGAAGAAUGGAUAAAUGUGCCAAAUGCAAAAUUGAUUUGUUUUUUAAAAAAAUAUAAAUAUAUAUAUAUUGAUAGUGUGACCAUUUAAAUGUGUAGUAUUUGAGUGCUGCAAACAUAGUUUUAAAAAUUCAGAUAUACCAAAAAGGCACUUGUUUAAUAUUAUAAUAACUGAAUCCAACCCAACACAGAAUAUUAACAAGCCUAUGGAAGAAAAGUUGCUUGAGUAUUAAAUUUACAUAUGAGCAUUGCUGGGAUUCAGUGACUGAAACAAAAGUCUAGUAAGGAUGUGAAUGUGGCUGACCCAGUAUAGGAACUCUUUUGAAGAAAUUUAAGAUAUAUCACAUUCACUACAACCAGCCUUUUAGUAACAUCAUUUCUGUGCUUUUGAUACUUUUAUCAAGUUAUAUACAUGUCUCAAAUUCAUGGUCACAGAUUGGAAUAAAAGCUGGAUCAGUUGACUAAAACUAGCUUACAAAAUGAAACCUAAAUUAUUCUGAAGACUUAAUUGCAUUGAUAAUGACUGUUGAAACAUCCAGUAAUGUUAUUUUAAGACCAGGAAGAGCCAUCAGUCUUGAAAAGCACACGUUUACAGUAUUGUCUGAUCUAAAGUAAGACAAAAAUAGUGUGGAAACAAAAAGGGAGGUAGUUUUUCUAUGUGAUUAUGCCCGAAUUCUGAACAAAACAUUUAUUCUGGUACAUUAUCUGUUUACAAAAAAAGGAGAGAACUUAAAAUAUUUCUAUUCUUCCAACCUUGAGCUAAUUUGGAGAUGAUUAUAUGUGUCUUUCAUAUGCUUAGCUUCUAGUAGACAUGUUCUGUGUGUGUUGUUUCAGCAAGAGCAGUGGUGGUGUGACUAAUGUCUUUACUGUAAAAUGUUAUGAAGUGACUACAAAAACGACAAGACACUAUCUAAAUCAACAAAUGUAAGUACUGGUAAGGAGUGAAUAAAUCAUAUCUUUGGGCUGAUUCACACACUGUCUACUCAGUGAGGAUGCACAUGAAAUCAGCACGCACACAUAGUCUGCAUUAGAAUGUGAAAAAAGGGAGCAGGCUCCCUACUUCUGAAUACCGGUACAGGUGGCAGUAGCUUGAGAACCCACAUGAGCAUUUACCAGAGAUUGCUAGAUACUGUCACUGCCCAACCACUGCACCCUUUUCAAUAGCACCUCAUUCACUCUGGCUGCAGCUGCUCUUCCCUGAGUUAGAGUAGCAAUAUCCAAGAAUCUCCUUAUUGGGAAUUUGGGAAAAACAAGGCAUAUGCAGAAGAGAGGAGGGCUCUAGCUGACACUGCCUUUACUACUACUUCUGCUCUAUUUCUGGUUGCUGUAAUAUUGGUGGUGGUAGGGCUUGAUUCCAUGUAUUCCUUCACUAAGAGCGUAAUGUCUGAAUUAGCCCUUAGUUUCUGUUUAAAAUUGGCGGCCUGUGCAUGUCUACCUUCCUUCUAGGUGUAUGACCACAGGUUGUCAUGACAGCAGAAGUUAAUGCCUACAGAAAUCAUAACUGCAGCAAUAACACUUUGACAGCACAGUGCUUUGUUCCAUAGCCUUUCUAAAUAUUGUGGUAAAAUCACUAUUUAUAGUUGUAUAUAUUAAUAAAUUACCACUAGAGGUUAUUUUGCCUACUUUGGUCUAGAGAUAACACUUUUAGAUGACGUUCAUUUUUAUUCUGUCUUCAUCUUUAAUAUUUGUAGUGAUAGACUGCUAUCCUGCAGGGACCUAUGUCUAUAACUGGAGCUUCUUCAUUGUUGUGUGACUGCAGAAUUUUGUUUACCAUACCCACAAAUGGAAGCUUCUUGUUUACCCAAAGCUCUAAAUCAAAGUCAUAGGGGAAUGAAAAUAGUAUUAAUACUAGGUAUUUAAAGAAACAUUGGCAUAUUUUGUUCUUUGUUUCAAGUAAUUUAAUUUAAAUACCAAGGUACAUUCUAACACUAGUAUAAAAUGAUACAUAAUGUAUAGUGCCUUGAGUAUACGUUAGAAUGCUUUUUUUGGCCCAUUGUCAAAUUUAUUGCUGUUCUGUUUUUGCCAUUAGGUUAACUGUUUGAUGAUAGCUUGUGGUAGGGGUGUUAACAUUAAAGUAGGAAAAAAGUUGGAAACAAUUGCUAGUGCUACCCCAGUUCAAGUCAGUGCAGAAAGGUUCUUGAUUUUUUUUUAAAUAGUCUUAGUUGGCAGAAGUAUUAAGCACUGUAUAUCUUUAAGACUUUAGAGUUAGAAAACUCUUAACUUGUUUCAUAUUUUAUUGAGGAUCAGAACAUGCUGUAUGUGAUACUGUUGUGAAUGUUGUAUGUAAUGUUGUCUCUCGUGUUGUAUGUAGUAAUUUAAUGAAGCUACGAAGCAAGCAUUUCUCCAGCCCUGGUACUGAAGGUAGUUAUGAAGACUGGAUAUGUAAAUUUCUAAGUCUAUUGACUUUAGGGCUAUAUGAAGAAAUGUAUUUCUGUACUUGAGGCUCAGAUGCUUCCUAUGUUUUCGGCUGCCUCAUUCUGACAAAACUCUUAUACUUGUCACAUGAAACAAAUCCCAUCAGUAUUAAGGCCAGGUUGGGAACAAUUUAUAGGCUAGAUAUGCACUUAAAAUAUUGCAACAUGUUUAUUUGGCAACAACAAUAUAAAGGGGUCUGCCCAGAAGAACUAAGCAGAACUGUUUUGCAACAGGAAGCAAUUGUAGAUCAUGCCUUGUAACAUUCAGAAAAUGAGUUGUGUUCUAGGGUAAAUCAAUGUAUACAAUGACUUUUUCUAUGAAAUAUGGUGAAGAAAAUCUUCUCUUUCAGGCAGUGUUCAGAAAUGGAUAUUAAAAGUACUGUAUAUGUUUUAAGAAACAGUGAAUACAUUUCUGGCAUUAUGGCUUUGAACAGAGUACAUGAAAUUUGUAUUUUGAAGUGACUGCAGAGUUAGUUGUUUGUUGCAUUUAAAAAAAAAUAAUAUAAUAAAACAGUAAUGAAGUAACCAAGGAAAAGUGUUCAUGAUAGCAAUAUUCUGUAUUCUGUUUUGAAAGUAAUGUGUAAGGAGUAAUGUUACUAGGGCAUAUUUUUUUUAUCUGCUAAAAAGCGUGAGUUUCUUUGUAAGUAGAUUCUUUCUUGCAAGCGUAUAGUGAAAUGUCUUUGUAUGAAUGGCAUUAAAAUUAUACCUUCAGCUGCUAUAGGAGAUCUACACCAAUACUCAAAACUUCAUCUGAGGAAAUGGCUGAACAUGCUACUUUUGAGAAGUGUUCUCAAAAGCGUCCAGUGUAAAGUUUAUGCAAUACCAGUAUUUGACCAUGAACUGAAUUAGUUUUUGAGGGGCAUUGAAAAUUUCAUAUUAUUUAAGAAAAAUUCUUCCAGAUAAUCUUCAGUUUCUUAACAACAGUUUAAGUUUCAUGAACUGUUCUCUAACAUACUUAGCAAUUAAAUUGUAAAUUUUACUUACACAGAGCCACAAGUAACAUUAUGUUGGUUUAAUUUAUGAACAUAUGGACCAAAGAGGUGGUUAAGUAUUAAUUGUAUUUAUCUGUAAUAUAGCAUUUUAAAUAUAUUUUUCUUGAUUAAAUCUGAGGAAAGUAGUAGCUAUUCCUCUUCAG
Molecule: messenger RNA, 4851 nt
Organism: Rhineura floridana
Lineage: Eukaryota; Metazoa; Chordata; Lepidosauria; Squamata; Rhineuridae
Product: transmembrane protein 170B
Exons: 3
Coding region: 403-969 (188 amino acids)
Biological process (GO): negative regulation of canonical Wnt signaling pathway
Cellular component (GO): plasma membrane
Source: RefSeq, a predicted model, not a curated record